Sorex araneus (European shrew) is the source of this 3500-nucleotide messenger RNA. RefSeq names its product RAB43, member RAS oncogene family (gene RAB43). Gene Ontology annotation, molecular function: GTP binding; GTPase activity. NCBI's taxonomy places the organism in Eukaryota, Metazoa, Chordata, Mammalia, Eulipotyphla, Soricidae. The transcript is spliced from 3 exons. Gene Ontology annotation, biological process: protein secretion; regulation of exocytosis. Bases 219 to 851 code for a protein of 210 amino acids. The record is from RefSeq and is a predicted model, not a curated record.
CGGGCCGGGCGAGUCCGGGGCGGGGCCGGGACGGAGGCUCCGGGCCGGCCAGGGGCGGGGCGGCGGGCAGAGCGGGGCGGGGCCGGGGCCGGAGCGGCGGGCGGCGGCGCCCCUUCUUCAGGUGUUGCGGCCGCUUCCACGUCGCCAGCAGCCGGCGGCUUCCGCGCGCCCCGCGGCCUCCCGCGUCCCGAGCGCCGGCCCUCGGCUCGCGCGCGGCCAUGGCGGGCCCGGGCCCGGGGGACCCGGACGAGCAGUACGAUUUCCUGUUCAAGCUGGUGCUGGUGGGCGACGCGAGCGUGGGCAAGACGUGCGUGGUGCAGCGCUUCAAGACGGGCGUGUUCUCGGAGCGCCAGGGCAGCACCAUCGGCGUCGACUUCACCAUGAAGACGCUGGACAUCCAGGGCAAGCGGGUCAAGCUGCAGAUCUGGGACACGGCUGGCCAGGAGCGCUUUCGCACCAUCACCCAGAGCUACUACCGCAGUGCCAACGGGGCCAUCCUGGCCUAUGACAUCACCAAGAGGAGCUCGUUCCUGUCGGUGCCCCACUGGAUCGAGGACGUGAGGAAGUACGCGGGCUCCAACAUCGUGCAGCUGCUGAUCGGGAACAAGUCGGACCUGGGCGAGCUCCGGGAGGUGCCGCUGGCCGAGGCGCAGAGCCUGGCGGAGCACUACGACAUCCUGUGCGCCAUCGAGACGUCGGCCAAGGACUCGAGCAACGUGGAGGAGGCGUUCGUGCGGGUGGCCACGGAGCUGGUGAUGCGGCACGGCGGGCCCCUGCUCAGCGAGAAGACCACUGACCACAUCCAGCUGGACAGCAAGGAUGUCAGCGAGAGCUGGGGCUGCGGGUGCUGACGGGUGCGGGGCCGGCAGGCAGGGCCUCCCCCUCCCCCCGCCCCCCACUGGCCUGCCAAGCCCCGCCCCCACCCUGGCACCUGGGCUGGAUAAAGUCCUGGAAUGAACCUUCCCUCGGCCUGGGUGCUUGGUGGACGGCUUCCCGCCCAGGAAGAGGCAGGAGGCCUGCGGGCCCACCCUGCCCGCCGGCGGCUGUGCCCCCUGCGUUCUUCACAUUCCAGAACUGGCCCCAGCGCGCCCCCCGUAGAGGGCAGCGGGAGAGGGGCCGGGAGCCGGCCUCCCCGCUCCGCAGGGCCGGGUGCCUCCGUUUCCCCUGUUGCAUCGCAGCGGCAGCAGGUGGCUGCUCCCCAGGCACGUGGCUGCCGUCUCUGGCUUUUCCAGAACUUUCCAGGGCCAGGGCGAGCCAUCCUGGCCGACCUGGGUCCGAGCACAGCCCGGGGGGGCGCUGGCUCCUUCGGGAGAGAGCCUCUUCCUUCACUGCCAGCUCCGACUCAGCCCGCCUUAGCGACACCUCUCGAGUCUUCUAGUGUCCGUGCAGCUUCUCUCUGCCUCGGCCCGAGUGUGGGGUCAGGGCCCGCCGCCAAGCGGGGACGGUCUGCUGGCCGCGGGCCCACAGUGUGGCCACUCAGGUUGCAAAACCAGCCCGUUCCUCAGCUCUCAGAACCCGGGCUGCGGGGACGCGGGAGCAGAGGGUGCACUGUGACGGGCAGAGGAAAAGCCGGUGCCCCCGACGCCCCCGGGGUGGGCACCCAUCCGGCCGCCUGCAGCGACCCUUCCUGCCGGGGGGGCGCCGAGUGCCCCCCUCCAUUCCCAGUCCGGCUUGAGUUUCCCAAGCAAGGACAGAGGCGGUGGCGGGGGCGUCCUUGGCGGCCCCACCCUCCCCCACUCCAGAUCCUGCCCUUUGGGUGUCCCGGGGCCUUUGGCUGAAGCUGUGGGCCCAGGGCUAUCCCCCAGCAGCCCCCGGCCCCAUGUCAGCCCCAACUCCGAGCGCCACGGCCCAGAUCUUCGUCUCUCACAGGCUCUUCCGGUCCCCACAGCGGGUCCCCCUGAGACGGAGCAGGAGGGCGCCCCGGAGCAGGGGGUGGGGCUCCGUUCUGGGGAUGAGGACCACCGAGGGCCCCAGAGGGGUGGGUGCUGCAGGCCCAGGCGCUGGAUUUCCUCCUCAGCGCCUCGCCCCCCCUCUGCCCCCGGCUGUCCCCUGAGCUUGGAGGUCCUGACACAGGGGAGGGACCCGGGUCCGGCCCAGGGUGGAGGCCGGAAGCCUUCAGCCCAUCUUCCAGGGACUCUUUGGGCCGAGCUGACCUUCCGCCCGAGGCCCAGGCGAGAGGAGCAGCCCGUGCGCCCGCCCUGGCGAGGGGUGCCAGAGCCUGCACCCCAGGGUUGGCUACAGUCCGAUUUCUGGCCAAGCACAGUGACCCUCCCUCCUACCCGUCCCUCCGCCCCUGUUUGGGAAGCCCGUGCCUUAGGGCUGAGGAGGCCCCUCACCCCACCUUCACAGGGAGGGGUGGCCGCUGCCUGGUGACCCGACUCCUUUGUCCCCUUGGCCGUUGAGAUACGCCCCCAGCCCACAGGCAGAGACCUGAAGCCCUUCCAGGAGAGAUGCCCAGCCCCUGGGUGCACCAGCCCCAGGGAUGCGCCACGUCCUCGCUCCCACGGUCCCGGGCUGUGGGCAUGAGCCCUGGCGUGUGCCACCCUCCGUGCCCAGGCAGGCAGCCUGGGCUUAGCAGGGAGACCCAGGUCACCCUGGACUUUCCAGCCUGUCACACUGGGGGGGUCCCUGUCAAAUUGACCCCAUCCCUCCUUGGAUUCCUUGCAGACUUUGACCCCCAGCCCCCGCUGUCCACGGCCGGCCUGAGUGACCAUCCUGGGCCUGGCCCUCUGCGUGUUUGACGCCUGUGACCCUAGUCCUCGGGUGCCAUCGUUCCUCCAUCCCAACAGUCACAGCUCCCCAGCUGUGCCCCCAUGGACCCCCACCUCCCAACCCCUCUUACUCAGUCACUCAGUGCUCAGUGACCAGCGGGCAUCACUGCCUCGACAGGAGGGAACCCUUGCCUGGCCCUGGCUGUCGCCUCCCGCCAGCCCCAACUCUCCGAUGCUGGACAAGGUCCCCUGGGGUGGCCCAGCAGGCCGGAUCCUCAUCCCUUCUAGACAUUCCCCAGGAGCUGUGGGGACGGGCCUGGAGAGUAGGGGGUUGAGGCCGGGAGGGAGCGGCCGUGGUGGUCAGGCCCGGGAACGGUUGAGUUUCCGCCUUUGUUUCUAUGAAGUGCCCGAGGGUGGGCAGGAGCACAGGGACCACUGUGCCCGGGACACGCAUCUCCCGGCCCAGACACCCAGCAGAAGGGAAGGUGGGUGGGCUGGAGCGGAGGGCUUCACCCUGGGGCGGGGCACGGGCCGGAGGGGGCUCCUAAUUCAUAUUGAAUCAGUUACUCUUCCCCAGGGGGGGCGCGUCUCGGGGCCCCUGUUGGCCUGGACUGUUGGGGGGGUGCAGCCCCGACGAUGCCAUUUGCAUUUGGGAAUUUUUCACGUUACCUAUUUAUGAAUAUAUAAAUCUUUAUAUCAAAUCUAUUUUUUAAAACAUGGUCAAGUUGCCUUUACGGAGCAGAGCCAGAGGGACACAUUCCUAAAUCAUUAAACAGAUUGCUGUGACGA